Messenger RNA from Rhopalosiphum maidis (corn leaf aphid), 1234 nucleotides. RefSeq names its product ubiquitin-conjugating enzyme E2-17 kDa (gene eff). Gene Ontology annotation, biological process: protein polyubiquitination; ubiquitin-dependent protein catabolic process. Gene Ontology annotation, molecular function: ubiquitin conjugating enzyme activity. Gene Ontology annotation, cellular component: nucleus. The record is from RefSeq and is a predicted model, not a curated record. The transcript has 6 exons. Bases 357 to 800 code for a protein of 147 amino acids. NCBI's taxonomy places the organism in Eukaryota, Metazoa, Arthropoda, Insecta, Hemiptera, Aphididae.
ACGACGGUGGUAUAAUAAGCGGACACACUGACGCACACACUCACACACACACACACACACACGCGUAGAAUAAUUCGUGUGCGCGUCGCUGCUGGUGGAACCGAAUCUCACCAGCUCUACACUACACGACGACGACGACGACGGCGGUGAAUACACACACGACAAAGACACCGCGAUAUUAUUAAUAUUAUUACGGUCGUCGGUUGUCUCGCGCGUACGCGUUUUCACGGCACACGGCGGUUCGGGCGUAACGCGUUUCACGUACACGAGACACACGGUUCAUAGUCGACGCACACUCCUAAACACGACGACAAGAGCAACAACAACGACAUUAUCAAUCACAGAAUCGUCGUAAAAUGGCGUUGAAACGUAUCAAUAAAGAACUUCAAGACUUAGGCAGAGACCCACCAGCACAAUGCUCCGCUGGACCUGUAGGGGAUGAUUUAUUUCAUUGGCAAGCAACAAUUAUGGGACCACCGGACAGUCCAUACCAAGGUGGUGUGUUUUUCUUAACUAUCCAUUUUCCUACGGAUUAUCCAUUUAAACCUCCAAAGGUUGCAUUCACUACUAGAAUUUAUCAUCCGAACAUUAACAGUAAUGGUAGCAUUUGCCUUGAUAUUCUACGGUCUCAAUGGUCACCAGCAUUGACCAUAUCAAAAGUUUUGUUGUCUAUUUGCUCGUUGUUAUGUGAUCCAAAUCCAGAUGAUCCGCUUGUUCCUGAGAUUGCUAGGAUAUAUAAAACAGACAGAGAAAAGUACAACGAAUUAGCCAGGGAAUGGACCCGCAAAUAUGCAAUGUGAUGGUUGUUUCAAAAUAUGUUGCCUGUCCGCCCGUUAUCAGAUUAACAUUCUUUUUUUUUCGCCCUGUACAACUUCAAAAAGAUCAAUAAUACACUUUCAAUCUCCAACUCAUCUGGUAAAAUACAAAAUAUGGACACCUUAUGGAAAAUACUUUUUUAGUAUGAUUUGGAAAAUAUUUUAUUUAUAAUGCCUAUACAUAUUCUUUUUUUUUUACUUAUCACUUUGUCAAAAAGUUCAAUAUUGAAUGUGUAAGUGUCUCAUAAUAUAGAGAACAAAUUUAAAAUAACAUGGUGUUUAUUUAGUAGUUAACUUUAAUAAUAAUGCAUAUUAUUUUUUUUGGGAUAAAAGUGUAAUAUAUACCAUGUGCUGGUGGCGAUUUAUAACUGCCUUUUUACCUACCCAUAAAUAAUUAUAAUAUAUAUAGUUUUUCAUUA